Messenger RNA from Seminavis robusta, 2133 nucleotides. The record is from the annotation of a GenBank genome assembly. Lineage: Eukaryota; Bacillariophyta; Bacillariophyceae; Naviculales; Naviculaceae.
AACUUUUCGUUGAAGUCUCAACGAAACGAACGUUCAAUGAAACUAGCGUUGUUGAACUGCGAUGUCAAGUGAAACCUUUGAACCGAAACCUAUCUUAGCAGGUUGGAAAGAGCUCACAAAUCAAAGCUCGAGCAAAACAAAAAGCGCAACAAAACAAAAGCAAAAGCACACCUUUCGGUACAAUUUUUAAAGCACCCGCAACUACCCAACAAUGAUGGCACCAACCAAAGACAACAUGCACGAGGACACUGUCCAGGAUGUCAAAAACAACAUUGAUGUUGUGGAACAAGAAAACGGCGAAUCCUUUUGGAAAAGCCGCGUCAUUGGUGACUAUGACUAUGGUCGUCUCUGCAUGCCCCGGUUGAACCCUUGGAAGAAGGAAAACCAAGAACCCUUACCCCACUAUGGCAAGGAUUCUCGCCUCGCCUUUUUGGUUGCAAUGUUCCUUGGAUUCCAGCAUUCACUUGCAGCUGUUGGAGGAGCAGUCCUACCAGGAAUCUUGAUUGGAAUGCAAGAUCCAUCCGGGAAGGCUGGAUCUUACCUUGUGUCCUAUGCGCUCAUUGCAAGUGGAAUUUGCACCUUCAUCCAGAUUUUGCAUAGGCCUAUCCCAAAAACCAAAUACUUCCUUGGAUCUGGUGUUCUUUGUGUGAUUGCAACAUCCUUUGCAUUUCUCCCCACUGCCCAGCAGUCAAUUGAAAUACAAAUGAAGGAGGGCAAGACAUUUGAUGAAGCCUAUGGAGGUCUCUUGGGAGUUUUCAUGGUGGGCGCCAUUUUCCAGAGUGCCUUUUCCUUCAUUCCUGGUAGAUUCCUCCGUCGUAUCUUCCCAGCCUGGCUUGCUGGGCUAGGAGUGUUCCUCAUUGGUCUUUCUCUGGUUGGAGUCGGGGUGCAGCAGUGGGGUGGUGGUGUUCACUGCCUCGGAGGAGGUGAAUGUGGUGUUGGUUAUUCCAACUUGCCCUUUGGAUCUGGAGAGUACCUUGGCCUAGGAUUCUUUGUCAUGGCCGUUAUCAUUAUCAUUGAGCUCUUUGGAUCCCCCUUCAUGAGAAGCUGUGGAAUUGCUAUCUCAAUUCUCCUUGGAUACCUCGUGGCAGCACUCACCUCAGAUCGCAAUGGAGAUGCCUACACCAGUAUGGAAGCAGUCAAGGAAGCCCCAGCCGUUCUCUUUCUUUGGACCAAGACUUUCCCCAUUGGAUUCUAUGCCCCAGCUCUUUUGCCUACUCUUGUUGCAUAUCUUGUAUCCACGGUGGAGACAUAUGGCGACACAACCGCAACAGCUGAGGCCUCUGGCAUCAAGCCCAACAGCAAGGAGUUUGACGAAACAGUCCAAGGUGGCCUUCUUGCCGAUGCUGUGAACUCUUUCCUCUCAGCCCUUGCCAUGCUUCUCCCCAGUACAACCCUUUCCCAAAACAUUGGAAUCAUCUCGUUGACAAAGGUUGCUGCUCGUGAUGCUGGUUUUGCCUGUGCUGCAUGGAUGUUCCUCUUUGGAGUUUUUGGAAAGUUUGGAGCCUUCUUCACCAGCAUCCCUUUGCCUGUUCUUGGCGGAUGCUCCACCUUUUUGUUUGCCAACAUUGCUGUGUCUGGAAUCAAGGUUAUGACUGCUCACGGCAUUGACCGCCGCUCACGCUUCAUCAUGGCCGUUUCUGGAGCUUUUGGCAUUGGAACUAUCAUUGUCCCACAAUGGUUUGCCAGUGGAAACUGGUUGGAUUGCCCAGCCAUUGAAGAUCCCUUUACCCGUGGUGUCUGUGAUGCCACUGUGAUCACAUUGAGCACAGGAUAUGCAGUUGGUUGUCUUUCAGCCCUCCUUUUGAAUGGAAUUUUGCCAGCUGAUGAUGAAGAAGAUAUCACUGAAGAAGAAGCCAGUGAUCUUGUGCAGAAGGCCACAAAAUCAAUGGAUGAUGUUGAGUCUGCUGAACUCAGCAGUGAUGAAAGUGAAGAACUUGCCGAACCUUCUGAUGAAGGACUGUCCUUCCAAGAGAUCAGUGCAUAGAACUCAAGGAUUUUCUGCGCGAUGAGCUUUUUCUCCCUUCUCCUACCCUCCUGUUCCGCCCUCAUUUUUGAAUAUUUGUUUGCUUGAAGACAAGGAAUGUAAUGUUAAAAGUAUUAGCAAAAAGAAUCAUGACCAAUUACUAUCACUAC